AAAUAAUAUAAAAAUAUAAACAAAUAAUAAUCCAAUAAAUAUAAUCAAAAUUAGAGAUACUUUUCAUACAAUUAUAAUUAGACAAAGUGAUUAAAAAAAAUAAACAAGCAAAAUGAUGUAAAAAUGCAAGUGGUUGACUCAAAAUGCAUCAUGUAUUUCCUCAUUAAUUAACAAACAAAAUAUAUUAUAAAAAAAUUUCUUUAAAUGAUUUAAUUAUUUUUUUUUUUAAAUUAAAUAUAUUAAUUUUGUUAUUUUAUCAUUAUUAACAAUGGAUGAAAUUUUUUUUCGACUCAACAAUCAACUAGAUACAAUUCAGAUUGAAGGAUCUGCAAUUGUACAACAAUUAUAUCACUGGUUACUAUCAUGUUGUUCUCAAAGUAAACAAUUUUUAAAUUCAAUAAAUAAUGAAUUUAGUAAUUAUCAAUUUAAAGAUAUUGGUUCAAUAAUAUCACAGUUUGUAAAUAAAUUAAUUGAACAAAUUAGCCAUCAAUACACAAGUAUAAUAAUUAACUCACGAGAUAUUUAUCAACAAUUUGGAAGUUAUUGUUUAAAUGACGUUACAAGAAGAGACAUUGCAUACUGCACAUUGGGAAUGACAAUUGGAGGACUUAUUGGUUACAGUAUUGGUUUUAAUUGGAGAUCAACUGCCAAACGAAUACAAUCAAUGAAAGCUCUUGUUUGCCAACAUUACAUUGGCUUUGAGGGUGUAACACUUGUUGAAGAUGCUGAAAUUCCAACAAUACAAAGACCAAAUGAAAUAUUAAUACAAGUCAAAGCAGCAUCAUUAAAUAUAAUUGAUGCAAAAAUAACAAAUGGUUAUUCAAAAUUUUAUCGAGGAUUAUUAAAUUCUGGGUUACAAAAAGAAUUACCAGUAACACUUGGACGUGAUUGUUCUGGUAUUGUCAUUGAAAUUGGACGUAAUGUUGUUAAUUUUGAUAUUGGUGAUGAAGUUUAUUUGGCAGUACCAUCAUGGUCAUCUGGUACAAUGGCUGAAUAUUUAGUUAUUGAUAAUAGUAAAGUUGCUAAAAAACCAAAAAAUCAAACUUUUGAAGCAUCAGCUUGUUUGCCAUACAAUGGAUGUAUUGCAUGGGAUGCAUUGGCAAAUAAUGCCAAGAUUACAGAGGGUAAUGCCAAAGGAAAAAGAUUUUUAAUUUAUGGUGGAUCAACACCAGUUGGAUGUUUAUUAAUUCAAUUGAUAAAACUUUGGGGUGGUCAUGUAACUGCUGUAUGUAAAUUUGAAGCAACAAAAGUUUUAUUAGCACUUGGUGCUCAUGUUAUAAUACCACUUGAUGAAUGUCAUGUUGAAAAAGAACUAGAACUUCAUGAUACGUUUCAUACGAUUUUUUAUACUGGAGAUUAUGGUGUUGAUCAAAGAUUAUUAAAAAGACAUUUACGUCUUGGUGGAAAUAUUAUUUCAACGGUACCAGAUAAUUUAACAUCUGAUUCAUUUGGAUUUAUUAUUGGAAAUAUAUUUUCUGGAUAUAUUAGAUUAAAAAUUUUAUUUCAAUAUAUAUUUGGAAUUGAUAUUUAUCAUUGGAAUGAUGGAUCAAAAAUUAAUUCAUCAACUUUGGAUAUUAUUCGUCAACUUGUAAAUAAUAAUCAGUUGCAGGGUGUUGUUGGUGCUGCUUUUCGACCGAUACAUAUUGAUGAAGCUCUGCAUCAUGUUGUUAAUCCAAACGCAAUUGGAAGCACAAUUAUUAAAUUUUGAUUAUAUACAAACGUAAAUAUAACUUAGCUUUAAAUGAAAAAAACAGGGAAUGAAUAUAUAUGAAUUUUAAAAAUAAACAGCCGUUCCAUCAAUCAAAUAGGAGGCUUUUAAAAUAAAACUUAGGAUCCAUAUUUAAUUUAUUCAAUUUUUUUAUAUGGCAUUUUGAUAAUUUUGGGUAUUAAAUUUAUAAAAUACUUGUGAUAAAUUGUUGUUUUUUAUAAAAUUCAAUUACCACAUUUGCCUUUAUUGCAUUGUUACUUAUUACAAAAUGCUCAAAUAAAAAAAUAAACUAAAGAAAAUAAAAAAUAAAAUAUCUUCCAAUUAUCAUCAUCUUUUAUUUAAUUUUAUUUAAUUUAAAUUGUUAAUUAAGUUUUAGAAAAUUAUGUUAAUCUAUUUUAAAAAAUAAAUAAAAAAAAAUAAACUUUUAAACCUAUUUUAUUUAUAUAAAUACAAUUAUCACUUAAUAAUUAAGAUUUAAUUUAAUGAAAACAUUUGA
Molecule: messenger RNA, 2204 nt
Organism: Aphidius gifuensis
Lineage: Eukaryota; Metazoa; Arthropoda; Insecta; Hymenoptera; Braconidae
Product: reticulon-4-interacting protein 1, mitochondrial-like
Exons: 9
Coding region: 269-1708 (479 amino acids)
Cellular component (GO): mitochondrion
Molecular function (GO): oxidoreductase activity
Source: RefSeq, a predicted model, not a curated record